AUGCAGAGUCCGAAGAGGUCUCUGACUUGCUGCCCUGUGUUAGUUUUUAGUUUGCAGGUUUUUUUAGUGCAGGUUUAGCUGUUGUCAAGUCCAGUGAUAACUAUUGACCGCCCCUAUUCUAUGUUUAAGUUAUAUGAAUUGAAGUAACUAAAAGUGCAUUUAAACUUGUUGUAUACAGGGUUAGUGAUACAUCUACUUGAAAGAAGAAUGGGGCGAUAUUCUGGGAAGAAAUGCCGUUUGCUUUCAAUGAUUGGGCUCACCACCAGUUUCUUCAUUAUUGAACUGGUGGUUGGCUAUGUCACAAAUUCCAUGGCAUUGGUGGCUGAUAGUUUUCAUAUGCUCAGUGAUGUUGUUUCUAUUGUUAUUGCCUUUCUUUCAGUCAAGAUGUCACCAAAGAAGUGGUCAAAGAACACCUUUGGCUGGGCUCGUGCUGAAGUAUUGGGCGCUCUAGUUAACUCAGUGUUCCUCGUGGCUUUGUGCUUCUCCAUUCUAGUCGAGUCUUUGAAGAGAUUCAUUGAAAUUGAAGAAAUUCAUGACCCCCAGCUCAUUCUCAUUGUUGGUUGUGUAGGCCUCUUUGUCAACUUAAUUGGCCUUUUUCUUUUUCAUGAACACGGUCACAGUCACGGAGGUAAAAGUCAUGGCCACAGCCACGGAGGCGGUAGCAGCAGCCACGGCCAUAGUCAUAGCGGUGGCCAUGGUCAUGGCCAUUCUCACCUUCCGCACAGCCAUUCUCAUCUUGCCCAGUUGGCCUCUAUAGACGACAACGAAAAUGAUGCCGUCUAUGAAUUAGGGAAUUCGCCCCACUCGCACGCCAAUUCGAAAAGUGCCAAAACCAAAAAAUCAAAACCCAAAAACCUCAACAUGCACGGUGUUUUUUUGCACGUACUGGCCGAUGCUCUUGGAUCCGUUGUGGUCAUCAUUUCUGCCCUGGUUAUUUGGCUCACAGAAUGGGAGUACAAAUUGUAUGUUGAUCCUGCUCUCAGUGUUGCUAUGGUCUGCCUGAUCAUGUGGUCGACUUGGCCGCUAUUGAACGAGUCCGCCUUGAUUCUGCUCCAAACGGUCCCGACCCAUAUUCAACUGGACGACAUUCAACGCAAGUUGCUUAGCCAAGUCGAAGGGGUUUUGGCAGUGCACGAAUUUCACGUUUGGCAGCUGGCAGGGGACAGAAUUAUCGCUUCAGCACACAUUCGCUGCCGCAAUCUCACGGACUACAUGAAAAUCGCCGAACGAGUCAAAGAAUUUUUCCACAAUGAAGGCAUUCAUUCGACGACGAUCCAGCCCGAGUUCACAGAGCUUCCGGGAGAUGAAAGCGCCAGCGAGGCGGAAAGCUGCGCGUUGGACUGCCCUGCCAAAGAGACUUGCGAAGCCAACACUUGCUGCGGCCCGUCUAAACAGGGCCGAGAAGUUGAACAGUUGAUGGAAAUUACGUCCAACGAAUGCCGCCAGCGUUCGACGACAUCAGCCAAUGGCGCGAAUCGUGUCGUUACCCAGUCGAAUGCGGAAGAAUGCGGAGCGGAUGAGUUGAUGCUCCCCACGUGCUGCUCUGAACAAGCGGCAGUUCAUUCUCGUUUGAUGAGUGACGUCAAUUCCACUGCAAUCAAGGCCUGAUUUGAAUUCAAUGUGCUAGUGAAUUUAAAACUAUUUCCUUACCGAAACCAAUCCCUCUUUUUUUGUUUCAUUAGACGUUAGUAUUCAUUUAUUUUGCAAACCAAAAAAAAAAGAAAUGAUCAGAGUCUGAUUUUAUGACGUGUUGUAAACUCUUUUGCUGCGCAAUUGUAUGCCCCCACCUAAAAUUGAUUUUCCUUUAUCUCCAAAUGAUAUUUUUUUGUUUAAAAAAUUUCUCCGUCAAAUCGUUUAAGCGGUGGAUCUUCUGAAGCGUCAAGUUUCUUGAACUCGUUAUAAUGUACAAAGAAACAAACUGCCGGCCUGUGUUCCUCCUAUUCGUCUGUGUUUUGCGAACACUAUGUUCAAUUCUUUGUGUGCUGCUUCUGCCGGAUCAAAUUUUUUCCUUGUCCCAUCCCGAUUUGUCUCAUUUUUUUUGUUGUUCACGUAUUUUAGUUUUUUUUUUUA
This is a messenger RNA of Daphnia carinata, 2070 nucleotides long. RefSeq lists its product as uncharacterized. Gene Ontology annotation, cellular component: membrane. The coding region runs from base 208 to 1608 and encodes 466 amino acids. The record is from RefSeq and is a predicted model, not a curated record. Gene Ontology annotation, biological process: detoxification of zinc ion; intracellular zinc ion homeostasis; zinc ion transmembrane transport. The transcript has 10 exons. Gene Ontology annotation, molecular function: zinc ion transmembrane transporter activity. Lineage: Eukaryota; Metazoa; Arthropoda; Branchiopoda; Diplostraca; Daphniidae.